GGGUGAACACAGAGCCCCAGUCUCAGUCUCUAUUGUGAGAAAGAAGAGCGAGAUUUUUGCAGCGACACACAACCCGUCGUCGAGUCGAUUUCGAGUCGUACCCAAAUCAGGGAAAAAAGAAAAAAACAUGGAGGAGGACAUGGACGAGGGACAGAGCCAGAAAGGAUGCAUGGAGUGCUGUCUGAAGUGUCUGCGUGGGAUCCCAUACCCGUCUCUGAUCGCCACCAUCCUGCUGUACGCGGGUGUGGCUCUGUUCUGUGGCUGUGGUCAUGAGGCUCUCUCCGGCACCGUCACAAUCCUACAAAACUACUUUGAAAUGGUCAGGACUUCUACAGACUCGCUGGACGUCUUCACCAUGAUCGACAUCAUCAAGUACGUGAUCUACGGCAUCGCCUCGGCUUUCUUCGUCUACGGGAUCCUGCUGAUGGUCGAGGGUUUCUUUACAAGUGGAGCCAUUAAAGAUCUGUACGGAGAUUUUAAGAUCACCGCCUGCGGCCGCUGUGUUAGCGCAUGGUUCAUCAUGCUGACCUAUAUCUUCAUGCUGGCCUGGCUCGGAGUGACGGCCUUCACCGCUCUGCCCGUUUUCGUCUACUUCAACAUCUGGACUAUUUGCAAGAACACCACUAUACUGGAGGGGAAGAACCUGUGUCUGGACCCACGCCAAUUCGGUGUUGUGACUAUCGGAGAGGAGAAGACUCUGUGUACAAAUUCUGAGUACUUCUCCAAAAUGUGUGCAUCUAAAGAGCUGGAUAUGACCUUUCACCUGUUUGUGUGUGCGCUGGCCGGAGCCGGAGCCGCCGUCAUCGCCAUGAUCCACUACCUGAUGGUCCUGUCGGCUAACUGGGCCUACGUGAAGGACGCGUGCAAGAUGCAGAAAUACGAAGACUGCAAGUCCAAAGAGGAGCAGGAGCUACACGACAUCCACUCCACACGCUCCAAAGAGCGACUCAACGCCUACACAUAAAGCAGGAAGUAGCACAGGAGGGGGCGGAGCCUCGGGCACUGGCUGGUGCCGUCUAAUGACCAAUGGUGUGUCACAUGACCAACCCCAUGGCCAACCCUAUGAUUAUGAUUAAUAUUAUUAUUAUUACUACAGUUCUGUCUAACUAGUGGUGGAUUAUUUUUUAAUUUUUAUUUUAAUGUACGCUCACAUGAUUAUAACAAUUUCCUUUCCCUUUUUUUAAGACAUCAGUAUUAACGGUAUCUCAGUGCGUUGUGAUCUAACAGCUCGCUCUAGGGCGUAAAAAGCACAGUAUUUUCACGUGUUUGUGUUUCAGCGCUUUCAUUUUUAAAGAAAUUCACACAUUAAUGAAAAGAAAAAGGUUCUGUUUGUAUGUUUGUUUGUGUAUUUGUUUGUUUUUUAAAUCUUUGGCCCAGAAGCAUCAGCAGAUUGCUUGUACAUUCUGCAUUAUUUUGGAAAAAAAAAGAGUCAAAAAAGAGAAAAAAGAAAGACAAAAUUAGUAAGAAAUGAUGUAACAUAAAGGGUUUAUUUAUUAUUUUUCUACAGAUAUCAUUACAAAACGUAUCCAGACAAAAAAAGGUUAUAAGUUGUUUACUCGCAGUCGCACAGCCGCAGUGUUUUCACCCCUCCUUUAUUUCCCUACAGAUUUCUAGCACAGUAGAGCUGAAGGAUUUUUUUAUUUUAUUUUUUUGAGUCCAUUUUUCCUUAAUUUUUUAUUUUAAUUUUUGUAUAUAGUCAUUCUGUAAAUGUCCACACGUACUGUAUGGAAGCACUUCGAUUUCAGGUGAAUUCAUUUACAACCACAUUCCAUGUUCUGGGGAAAAAUGGGGAGAUGAGUGGAGGAAGAGGAGGAAGAGGGGAGUGUUCAAGGAAAAAAAUAGAAAGAAAAAUAGAAAAAAUGGUGUUUGUGGGAUUUUUAAAGACAGCAAACGUAAAUAUUCUCUGCUAUAAUGAUGUCACAGAUGUACGUGUUAGAGCCUUAAAUAGGAGACACCACCAUGGCACCUACUGCCCCCCCCUUAUUUAUUUCGUCAAAAAGCCAGUGAAAUAUCUGCAAAUAUUUUUGUUGAAAAUGUUCAAUAAAUAAAUAAAUGAAUAAAUAAUUAAAUCGUUCAUUUGUUUCAGAUACGAGCCACUAGCUGAGAUUUGAAGGUCCCUUUGAGUGACUCCUAAACUAUUAAAAAAAUAAUGUUAAAAGCACAGAGAAAAUUUUUUAUUUUUUUAAAAUCUGAUUUCAAUAUAUUUAAUUUCUUUUUUUUUGUCUAAUCUAGUUCGACUUUAUGGAGAAAAUCGUCUAGCGAACAGUGACAAUUAAUUAUUUAAUUAACGACUUUUAAAAACAACAAAAAAUUUAUCCACAAUUCAGGUCUCGCUGCACUGCGAAUCACAAUGACAGCAUUUUUUAUUUCACCGAUUUUGGGGGGGGGGGAUUAUUAUUAUGUAAUAAUAAUACUUAUGUAAUUUUUUAAAAUUUAAACUUUGAAGCUAAAAAAAUAAGAAAAAAGGGGAAUUUAAAAAAUAAAAACAUAAAUAAAUAAAUUGUUAAAUCUUGAGUGCUGAGGUAAAAGAGUUAUUUAGUAAACUCACCUCACAUUAAUGCGCUUCAAAAAAAUGUCAUGAUUUUGUUGAUUUUUUUAAAAAAAAUAUAUGAAUUAAUUUAAAAAAUCAAUUAAAUCACUUAAUUAAAGAAAUGAAUUAAUUUUUUUUAAAAAGCAACAAAAUGAUGAUGCUAUGUCAAAACAAAUUUUGUUUUUUUUGUUGUAAAUUCAUUUUUUGAAAAUAAUCAAUUAAAUCAAUUGAUUUAAAAAAAUAAUUAUUAAUUAUUAUAAAAAAAAAUCAACAAAAUGAUUAUGUUGUAUGACAAAAUUAAUUUUUAAAUGAAUUGAUUUGUGAACGAUCCUCUCUAUUCUGAAAAUUUAAAACCAACAGAAAACCUCUCAGAGACGUGUGUAAAUUAGUUGCACGUUAAUUUUUGCUGAGAUUUUUGCAUUAUUUAAAAGAAAACCUGUGUGUUUUGGACGACAUCAUCAUCAUCUAUCUGAAGCUCUGGCACGUACAUCUGCGAUAGCGCUGUUAUUACCUGCGACGGUCACAUGACAGCCGUCCAGUCGACAGUGGGUACAGCCCCGGGGGACGGACGGGGGGCGUGUUCUCAUCCUUUCAUCCGCUCUGUUGGUGUUUAAGAGUUUUUCGUGCACUUCUUCGCCCAUUCUCGUGAGCUCUUUCUCAGUGUAAGUGCAUUGGGAUCUUUAUCCAGAUCCCCAUAAUGAUGUUAGGUGAAGACUGUGAACCUCGGUGUUAAUUGUGGCAUGGUUCAUGCAUUUAAUGGUUACUCGUUUUUAACGGAUCCAAAAUAAAAAGAGAAAAAAAAAAUAAAAAAAAUAAACAUUUCUUUUUCUGAGUUGGUAAAAAGUUGCGAGUGUGUCGCUGGCUCAUUCUCUUCUCUCCUGAUGUGCAGUGAUGAUCCUCUUCCACCGCUUUGCUCUUGAUGGUAGUGUUUGAUUUGUUUGUAAGUGUGUUUAGUUUGUGGUGAAGUCUCUCUCUCUCUCUCUCUCUUCCUGCAUUCGUCUUUUGUACACUCCCUGAAGAAUGCCUAGUAGCCCACGCUGUACCAUGACUCUGUUUUGUACAUAAAUGUGCCGCCCGCUUGACAGUGGCUUUUCUGAUAUGCUUGCGUGAAAUUCAAUAAAUACCCUGGUGUAAUUGGUAAUAAA
This is a messenger RNA of Hemibagrus wyckioides, 3675 nucleotides long. It is a transcript of the gene gpm6aa, whose product is annotated as glycoprotein M6Aa. Lineage: Eukaryota; Metazoa; Chordata; Actinopteri; Siluriformes; Bagridae. Gene Ontology annotation, cellular component: axonal growth cone; filopodium; plasma membrane. The transcript is spliced from 7 exons. Bases 128 to 964 code for a protein of 278 amino acids. Gene Ontology annotation, biological process: neuron projection development. The record is from RefSeq and is a predicted model, not a curated record.